Aspergillus terreus NIH2624 is the source of this 705-nucleotide messenger RNA. RefSeq lists its product as uncharacterized. Bases 1 to 705 code for a protein of 234 amino acids. The record is from RefSeq and is a predicted model, not a curated record. Lineage: Eukaryota; Fungi; Ascomycota; Eurotiomycetes; Eurotiales; Aspergillaceae. The transcript has 4 exons.
AUGAUGUCAGCCAACCUUUAUAGUACUGUGAUGAUACAACCUACUAGUCUGACACUCUGUGGAGACUUGGCUCCGCGCUUCGGAGACAAUGGAUACCAAUAUGCCCGAGUGCGCACAGCCCCAAGGAAGUUCCUAUUGGACAUUUUCCUCUUUAUUUCAAACAUUCAGGUCAUCUUCGUGAUGAAGCUCCCGACGAAAGACAUCAUACCUGUGCUCAUGGCGACCAUGGCACUUUUACCAAAGGCAAGCUCGUAUACGGUCUCAUUAUUUCACGCGAAGGGGUGCUCUUACGAAGACGUGGGCGCAGAAUGUGGUGACAUUGAUGAGUUGACAUGCUGUGCAGCACCAGCUGGUCAGCUCUUUGUGUCUGUGGGACAGGACGGUAACCGGGGCUACAGCAGCCAGAACGGUGAUGCCUGUGGUGUGAUACUUGGCAGUAACAACGGAUGCUUUAGCGUCGAGAAUGGUUUGGAUGUUAUCAGUGGUGGAAGUGUGGUGGGGAUUGUACGCCAGGCCGCUGUUGCAGCGCUGUCAGAGCAACGAAAAGUCGUCAGUGCAGACACCUGGUUCUAUCGCAAUGAAACUGCCAAGUACACUCUAGCCAUUGACAGUGACGCUGGCAGAGAAUAUGCUGCUUUGGAAGAUCGAGAUGCGCAAGUGAUCUUCAUCACUACCCACGGUGCCUUCUCCGUGAUGAAGGCUUGA